Messenger RNA from Populus euphratica (Euphrates poplar), 1408 nucleotides. RefSeq names its product putative GDP-L-fucose synthase 2. Gene Ontology annotation, molecular function: GDP-L-fucose synthase activity. Bases 107 to 1078 code for a protein of 323 amino acids. The transcript has 2 exons. Gene Ontology annotation, biological process: nucleotide-sugar biosynthetic process. The record is from RefSeq and is a predicted model, not a curated record. NCBI's taxonomy places the organism in Eukaryota, Viridiplantae, Streptophyta, Magnoliopsida, Malpighiales, Salicaceae.
CUAACCGCAUCAAGCGGUUGAACCUGUAAGACUUUCUUCAUAACUGCUUUCCUGUCUUCUAAUAAAGCUCCAUCUCCUCCGCGCCAAUCGCCAGAUCCUCCUCCGAAUGGGCGACCACACCCAUGACUCCUCCGAUUUCCUCACCGACAAAUCAGCUAAAAUCUUUGUGGCUGGACACCGCGGUCUAGUCGGCUCGGCAAUCGUCCGAAAACUUCAAUCCCUUGGCUUCACCAAUCUUCUCCUUCGGUCCCACUCCGAGCUCGAUCUCACUCGCCAAUCUGAUGUGGACUCCUUCUUUGCCGCCGAGAAGCCCCGAUUUGUUAUCCUAGCCGCUGCUAAAGUCGGCGGGAUCCACGCUAACAAUACGUUCCCUGCCGAUUUCAUUGCUAUAAAUCUCCAGAUUCAAACUAAUGUGAUUGACUCCUCAUUUCGCCACGGAGUUAAGAAAUUUUUGUUUUUGGGAUCUUCAUGUAUUUAUCCUAAGUUAGCACCGCAGCCCAUUCCUGAACAUGCACUGCUUACUGGGCCUUUAGAGCCUACGAAUGAGUGGUACGCAAUUGCGAAGAUAGCUGGGAUAAAGAUGUGCCAGGCUUACAGGAUUCAGUAUAGUUGGGAUGCUAUUUCUGUAAUGCCGACCAACUUAUAUGGUCGGAAUGAUAAUUUUCAUCCGGAGAAUUCUCAUGUUUUGCCGGCAUUGAUGAGGAGGUUUCACGAGGCGAAGGUGAAUAAUGCGAAACAAGUGGUGGUCUGGGGAACUGGGAGUCCGUUGAGGGAGUUUUUGCAUGUUGAUGAUUUGGCAGAUGCGGUGGUGUUUUUGAUGGACAAGUAUAGUGGGUUGGAGCAUUUAAAUGUGGGCAGUGGGAAGGAGGUUACUAUAAAGGAUUUGGCAGAGUUGGUGAAGGAGGUUGUAGGGUUUGAAGGGGAUCUUGUUUGGGAUACAUCAAAGCCAGAUGGGACUCCGAGGAAGUUAAUGGAUAAUUCUAAGUUGCUGGAGUUGGGUUGGACGCCGAAGAUUUCACUUAAGGAUGGGCUUGUUGAUACUUAUAAGUGGUAUGUGGAGAAUGUGGUGGGACAAUGAUGCAGGUGAUUAUUACAACGUUUAAUGUGUUUUCUAUUGAAGAUUAUUGGCUGUCAGUCUAAUGAUUGCUACUGUAUAUGUUAUGCUUACAUUGAAAUAAUUUCAACACUCAUUGUGUAUCGAUUACCUUGCAUAUGCAUUUGCCUCUAGUUCACUAGUUAUUUUUGUCUAGGAACUCCGAAUGCUGUUGUUGUUUCAGUGUACUAUUAUUUUGUGUUGAGUAGCUCAUUCUGAGGAUUAUUACAUGAAUGUGGUUGGUGCUUGUGGCUUCUUAUAUGCUGGAUUAGGAAUGAAUAACAUUGAUAAUCAAAAUUCAUAUGCGUGUCUUUA